Molecule: messenger RNA, 190 nt
Organism: Amoebophrya sp. A120
Lineage: Eukaryota; Dinophyceae; Syndiniales; Amoebophryaceae
Source: the annotation of a GenBank genome assembly
GCUGGUCUCCUCGAGCCGGGCCCACAUGCGGCGGCUUUUUUUCGUGACGACGGUGGCCUCCAGCGAGCCGUAUGGGGCGGCGAACACCCCCGAGAUGACCUCAAACGCGGACGACGAACUCCGGGGCACGCGGACGUGGGACACCACGGAUUUGCUGGAUUUCGGGGUGCAGGUGCUGGUCACCAAGAAC